AUGCAGCUUACCAACCGCCCUUUAACUCUUCGACUUCAGCAAUUAGAGAAUGACCAGAUUCCGACCAAUAUUGAGAGAGGUUCGACGUACUCAGUGACGGAUGGGUAUUAUCUCGAUCUUCUAUCUUGCCAUGACAGUCGCAUUCGACAUCAACCAAACUCCUUGAACGAUGAGGAGGAUGGCCGUGCCCAGAUGGCCAAUUUGACUAUUAUGCGGACGCUGCUUUCACAUUUCACGAAUCGAGAAUUCCGUCAUGGUCCUUUUGUUUUCCGACUUACAGACCUUCAUCAGAGUAACAUCUUCGUGGACAAUGAUUGGAAUAUCAAAUGCCUAAUUGACCUUGAGUGGGCAUGCUCGCUGCCUGUGGAGACCUUGCGUCCUCCGUACUGGCUGACUGGAUGUUCCGCAGAUGAUCUUGUUGGCCGGCGCCUAGAUAAAUUCAGCAAGGCGCAUCACGAGUUCAUGGAGAUCUUUGAGGAAGAGGAGAAGUCGUUUCCCCCGAUAAAUGGUGCUGCUUCGUACCGGACAAACAUUAUAAAGAGCGGUUGGAAGAUUGGGAACUUUUGGUAUUUCCAGGCCUUAGAUAGUCCAAAAGGACUAUAUAAUAUCUUCCGCGAUCACAUCCAGCCUCUAUUUGCGCCUUCUCAUAAUGUUGAUCCAGAUUCCCCACGCAUCGUAUCGGAAUACUGGGCCGUAGAUGGAAAAGAAGUAAUAAGCACAAAGCUCCGAGAUAAGGAGAUGUAUGAGAAAGUAUUACGCCAGAAUUUCGAAGAUGCUUCCAGGAAUACUUCAAAACAUGUUUUUGAGCAGUGA
Molecule: messenger RNA, 813 nt
Organism: Venustampulla echinocandica
Lineage: Eukaryota; Fungi; Ascomycota; Leotiomycetes; Helotiales; Pleuroascaceae
Exons: 1
Coding region: 1-813 (270 amino acids)
Source: RefSeq, a predicted model, not a curated record